This is a messenger RNA of Myiozetetes cayanensis, 8028 nucleotides long. It is a transcript of the gene XRN1, whose product is annotated as 5'-3' exoribonuclease 1. Gene Ontology annotation, biological process: nuclear-transcribed mRNA catabolic process; rRNA catabolic process. Lineage: Eukaryota; Metazoa; Chordata; Aves; Passeriformes; Tyrannidae. Bases 90 to 5390 code for a protein of 1766 amino acids. Gene Ontology annotation, molecular function: 5'-3' RNA exonuclease activity; RNA binding. Gene Ontology annotation, cellular component: nucleus. The record is from RefSeq and is a predicted model, not a curated record. The transcript is spliced from 43 exons.
GUCGGGCCGCUGUCAGCGCGGCGCGCCGGAAGGAGGGCGGAGCGCGGCCCGCCGUGUUUGGUUCCGGCGGGGCUGAGGGGCCCGCGGCCAUGGGGGUCCCCAAGUUCUACCGGUGGAUCUCGGAGCGCUACCCCUGCCUCAGCCAGGUGCUGAAGGAGCACCAGAUUCCAGAAUUUGACAACUUGUACCUGGACAUGAAUGGCAUUAUCCAUCAGUGUUCACACCCGAACGAUGAUGAUGUCCACUUCAGGAUCUCAGAAGAUAAGAUUUUUGCCAAUAUCUUCCACUAUUUGGAAGUACUGUUUCGCAUUAUUAAGCCCAGGAAGGUUUUCUUCAUGGCAGUUGAUGGAGUAGCUCCAAGAGCAAAAAUGAAUCAGCAGCGUGGGAGACGUUUUAGAUCAGCAAAAGAGGCAGAGGAGAAAAUAAAAAAGGCAUUAGAAAAGGGAGAAACUCUCCCUACAGAAGCCAGGUUUGACUCCAACUGUAUUACACCAGGAACUGAAUUCAUGGCCAGAUUGAAUGAGCAUCUUAAAUAUUUUGUAAAUAUGAAGAUUUCCACAGACAAAUCCUGGCAAGGAAUAACAGUCUACUUGUCAGGCCAUGAGACCCCGGGGGAAGGGGAGCAUAAAAUUAUGGAGUUCAUCCGAUCAGAAAAAGCGAAGCCUCACCACGAUCCCAACACAAGGCACUGUCUCUACGGCUUGGACGCUGAUUUGAUAAUGCUGGGAUUAACAACUCACGAGGCUCACUUUGCACUCCUAAGAGAAGAAGUCAGAUUUGGUGGUAAAAAGGCUCAAAGAGCAUGUGCGCCGGAGGAAACCACAUUUCAUUUGCUGCACUUAUCACUGAUGAGAGAAUACAUCGAUUAUGAAUUUUCCCCAGUAAAAGACAAGAUUUCCUUUGAAUAUGAUAUUGAAAGGAUAAUAGAUGAUUGGAUCUUAAUGGGUUUCCUUGUAGGAAAUGAUUUCAUUCCUCAUCUACCUCAUUUACACAUAAAUCAUGAUGCACUGCCGCUCCUUUACAGAACAUACAUGGCUAUCCUGCCAGAACUGGGAGGUUACAUCAAUGAAAAUGGGCACCUGAAUUUAGAACGUUUUGAGAAAUAUCUCACAAGAUUGUCAGAUUUUGAUCGUGAACACUUCAGUGAAGUCUUUGUAGACCUAAAAUGGUUUGAAAGCAAAGUGGGCAAUAAAUACCUCAACGAGGCAGCUGGUAUUUCAGCAGAGGAAGCCAGAAAAAAUAAACAAAAGAAACAAAAGGCUCAGGAAAAUUCUAUAUCUUUGGCUGCUUUAGAAAAAAACGAAGAUGAAGUGACCCCUAAAACUGUGUUGGAAGAUGAACCAGAAGAUGAUGAUCUGUUUGAAACUGAGUUUAGGCAAUACAAGAGAACUUACUACAUGACUAAAAUGGGUGUAGAAGUCGUUUCUGAUGACUUCUUGGCUGAUCAAGCUGAAUGUUAUGUCCAGGCAAUCCAAUGGAUUUUGCAUUAUUACUACCAUGGAGUUCAGUCAUGGAGCUGGUUUUACCCCUAUCAUUAUGCACCAUACCUGUCAGAUAUUCGUAACAUCAGGGACCUCAAAAUCCACUUUGAACUGGGGAAACCUUUCAUGCCAUUUGAACAGCUCCUGGCUGUGCUUCCAGCAGCUAGCAAAGAUCUGCUGCCUAAAUGCUACCAGCAUUUGAUGACUAGUCAAGACUCUCCUAUUAUAGAAUAUUAUCCACCUGAUUUUAAAACUGACCUAAAUGGAAAACAGCAGGAAUGGGAAGCUGUGGUAUUAAUCCCAUUUAUUGAUGAGAGACGGCUGCUGCAGGCCAUGGAGUCCUGUAACAAGGGCCUGAAAGAGGAAGAGAAGCAAAGGAACACUCACAGUCCUUGCCUGAUGUACUGGUAUGACAAAGAGGCUGAGUUUCAGUACCUGUCCCCAUGGCCUGAGAAAUUCCCUGCCAUAGAACGAUGUCAUACAAGGUAUAAAACAAUACCUCUGGAUGCUUGGCACGUAGAAAUAACCCACAAUAAGAUAACUAAAAUCAACAAGAGUGCAUUGUAUUUUUGUGGAUUUCCUACUUUAAAGCACAUUAAGCACAAGUUCUAUCUUAAAAAAAGUGGUGUCCAGGUGUUUCAGCAAAGCAGCCACGGAGAGAACAUGAUGUUAGAAAUCAUAGCUGAUGAGAACUCCAAAGAUCAGCUGGUAGAAAACGUUGCCAGCUCGAUACUUGGAAAGCGAGUGUUUGUGAACUGGCCCCACCUUGAAGAAGCCAGAGUUGUGGCAGUGUCAGAUGGAGAAACCAAGUUUCACUUGGAAGAACCACAUGGCACCCAGAAGCUUUACAUGGGAAAUGCAGUGCCCCCCACCAAAGUGGCUUAUGUUGGAGAUAAGGAGCAAAGCCUGUGGGUAAAAGAAGUUCAAGGCAUUUCAGAGCACUACCAGAGAAGAAAAGGAAUCAUUAUCCAUGAAACCUCAGUAGUUGUGUAUGCUCAGUUACUCACUGGGAACAGAUACCAGCUGAACCAAAAUGGAGAGGUUUAUUUGGAGAAGCAGUGGUCCAAGCAAGUUCUUCCUUUUGUUUACCAAACAGUGGUCAAGGAUAUCAAGGCCUUUGACUCCCGCUUUUCCAACAUCAGAACUCUGGAUGAUUUGUUCCCUCCUGGAAGCACAGCCUUCAUGCUGGGAUCUCCUUACUACGGCUGCAUGGGAGAAGUUCAGGAUUCCCAUGAUGUGAUCCGAGAAGGCAGAAUUCGGGUGGUUUUUAACAUUCCCUGUGAGCCCCAGCUCGAUACUUUAAUACAGAACCAGCAUAAAUAUUCUGUGAAAUACAAUCCUGCAUAUAUUUUGGCCAGCCGCCUUGGAGUAAGUGGAUAUCUUGUCUCCAGAUUUACAGGGAGUAUCUUUAUUGGAAGAGGAUCGAAGAAAAACCCUCAUGGAGAUCACAAAGCAAAUGUGGGGCUGAACCUGAAGUUCAAUAAGAAGAAUGAAGAAGUUCCUGGCUACACCAAGAAAGUUGGCAGUGAGUGGAUGUACUCCUCUGCAGUGGAACAGCUCCUUGCUGAGUAUUUAGAAAGGGUGCCUGAACUAUUUAAUUAUGUAGCCAAGAACAGCCAAGAAGAUAUCUGCUAUGAAGAUGACAUUUGGCCUGGAGAGGAUGAGAAUGGAGCUGAGAAAGUGCAAGAAAUUGUUGCCUGGUUAAAGGCACACCCUGUGUCUGCUUUGUCUCGCUCAUCCUGUGACUUGCAAAUUUUGGAUGCAGCCAUAGUGGAGAAAAUUGAAGAAGAAAUAGAGAAAUGCAAGCAAAGAAAGAGCAACAAGAAGGUGCGAGUGACGGUGAAACCCCACCUGCUGUACAGGCCUCUGGAGCAGCAGAAGGGGGUUGUUCCGGACCGGGAUGCGGAGUACAGGCUGUUUGACCGCGUUGUCAACGUCAGGGAAAACUUCUCUGUUCCAGUUGGCCUUCGAGGCACCAUUAUAGGAAUUAAAGGAGCUACCAGAGAAACAGAUGUGCUCUUUGAAGUUUUGUUUGAUGAAGAAUUCCUUGGAGGCCUCACUAUAAGGUGCUCCCCUGCCCGAGGUUAUCGCCUGCCCUCAAGUGCCUUAAUUAACCUGUCCCACGGCAGCCGCUCCGAAAUGGGCAAUCAGAAGCUGAUGGCCAUAGUGAAACCUCAGCCAGCAGUGACCAUCUACAACUCCCACGCGUCUGAUCUGUCAUCUGCGUGCUCACAGAAAGUGCAUCUGGGAGGCCUCAACCAUUCUCCUCGCUCCCUCUUUGUUCCUACUCAGCAACUGAAUGGAAGACAGCAUUACAAUCUCAGGGCUGAAAAUCAGGGCAGCUCGCCCCAGAAAGGAUCAUUUCUCAGUGGCAAUCAGAAAAAUAAAGCACAGAGUAAGGCAGAUGAUGAAUUCUGCAGCAUAUGGCAGUCACUGCAGAGCUCGGGGAAGUCUCAGCACCUUCAGCAAAACAUGCAUGAGAAGAGUGCAGUUCUACCUCAGGAAAUCAAGCUGGGAACUGGCCAUCAGUUCUAUAAGCCAGGAUUCAACGAGAGCAGCUUUAAAUGUCAGCAAAGAAAGCAGGAGCCAUAUAAAAAAUUUAAAGAAGAUUCCAAAGUUACAAGAGGCGAAAAUCAACCACAUAAUAAAAUAUCAAACCAACAGAAUUUUGCAGGUGUGAAUAAGCACAAUGUCAAACUUCUGAAAAGGAAUGAAAGUCCCAACAUGCCUGUGAUUCAGAAGGCUGCAGUUGAUGGUCCCUGUACAGGUGCAAAGAAGGACAAUGAACUGGAAAGCCUUCUAGCUUCUCUGAAAAUUUCCAAAGAAAAUGAAGUGCAGACUUGUUCUAAGGAAGCAAGAGCUACAAAUGAAGAGCAUCUGUCACCACAGUCAUUUGCUAUGAAAGGAACACGGAUGCUCAAAGAGAUUUUGAAGAUAGAUGGCUCUGAUCUGGACACGAGGAAUGAAGUGAAAGCCCAGGUUAAUGAUGGCCCUGCUCCCUCCAGCAGACAGGAUUGCCACGGAGCUGCUGUGCAGUACAGAGCAACCAAAAAAAUGGCUGCUUAUAUGAACAAGCCUUAUAGCCCUGGAGGCCCUCAGAACACACCAGCAAUAGAAACUGGAGGUCACCCUUUCUCUUGCCCACAGCCUGCACUGUCCACUGUUUCUGAACUGUCUCGUAUUUGUUCACUUCUUGGAAUGUCGCAACCAGAUUUCUCUUUCCUAAAAACACCACAGACCAUGACAGUGUGCCACGUGAAGCUGUCCAAUGGUUUGCUGGUGCACGGGCCUCAGUGUCACUCGGAAGCUGAAGCCAAGGAGAAAGCCGCCUUUUUUGCUUUACAGCGUUUGAGUUCUAUAGGAGUAAACUUUGCUUCACCUCCACCGGUGUUUCCAAAUUAUCAGCCACUUGGAGUUCCUGUUCCGCCUGGCUCAAUCCCUCCAGUGUUUGCACAACCCCCUGCUAAUAUGAUGCCUCCUCCAUCAUCUCAUAUGUUUGGUCCAGUGUCCUGGGGAACUCCAGUGCCUAAGCAUUAUUACCCUGGCUCCUAUCCAGGAAAUGUGUCUCUUGCAGGAACUAUACCAGUUGGUUCCCACAACCAGUUUAUACCUCUGCAGGUAACUAAAAAAAGGGCUGCUAGCAAGAAAAACUUUGAACUCAAGGAGUUUCAGAGUUCCCCUCAAGCUGCACCACUAAAGAAUGACCAGCCAGUGUCUUCUGACCACAUUCAGCAAGACAGUUCUUCAGCUCCUUUAAAAUCUCCUCAAGCUGCUCCAUCCACUGCUUCAUUUCAAGACAAUGUGGCUACUCCAAGUGUUCCUCAUAACAAAUCAACACCAAACACUUCCAGCAAGCGAAAGCCAAGGAAACUGGCUGUCAAUUUUGGCGCACCAAAAUCUGCAGAAUAAAUACGGUAGCUGGGUGUAUUUGAUCUUUAACUCUUCCCCCCGUUAUCUUCUGUCAUUUAAAAAAAUCAGAAAUCUCGAUUAAAAAGACCAGCCACUUUUAAGGAUAAUAUAGAAGGAACUGCAUUGUACUCGCUGUGAUUUUCAGGUUGUCGUGAAAACUCUAACAAUUAUGUUCAAACUCAUUUUUUGUUUUCCCUUCAGUUAGCAGCAGGCAGGAGAUGCUGUGCUGAGGCUGCCAUGCCCUCCAUUGUGCCCAGGGUUCUGAGCAGUGGCUGGCAGACUCCGUGGGCUGAGCAGCAAUAACUGUGGCAGCCCCAGCUCGGCAGUGCCCUGCUCUCUGGGAGGACAUGGAGCAGAAAUAAAUUGGGCAUCUGACGCUGUCCAGUGGGACAUUUUGUACUCCAGCUUAUUUCUAAAUAGUGUGAGAAGACAAAGCAAAAGUCCUUUAAAAGCAGCUCUGUAUUGGCCCUGCAGUGCAUGUGAGUGGACUCAGUGUGGCUCAGAGCUACCUACAGUGCAACCCCCAGACAGCUCCGAGCACCAACUGCUGGCUUUGUCCUGGAGGGCAGCAGCUUUAGCACUGCAGAACGUGGUGUUGUUGUGUGCCUGGGGCUGGGGGGCAGAGAGGGAUUGCUGAGGCACAGUCUGGUCCAGGACAUUCAUUAUAGGAUGUUACUGAAUAACAAAAAUCUAUUUGCAAAGUAGAGACUCUUUGGGGAAGUACAUUCAUUUUUUUAGUCUAUCAGUUUCUUUGUUUUCCCAUGAUAAAAUGACAUAGUUAUCUACCACACAGAUGGAUGGCUUCCUAAAUGCUAAUGAUAUCCUGAAUUUUUUUCCUAAACUGUAGAAAAGGCCAGAGUUUAAAGAUGUCCAUUUGUGCUGGAUGACUGUCAAAGUUAUCUUUACUUAGAGUCCUUUUCUUCCUUUAAUAGUCUGAGCCCUGAAACCUCUAUACUAGGUUAGUUUUUGUUACUAGUUACUUUUAAUAUUUAUUUUUUUAGUUUUGUGGCUUGCAAAAUUAAAUUAUCAGAAAUUGUUGCUAUUUGUUCCAUAAGAAUAUUCAGACAAAAAGUUGAAUUGCAUUUUUGGACAGAGCUGUCAUUAGUUCAUAUAGGAAAAAAAGAAGGCUCAAAGGUCCUUGUACUAUUUUUAACCCACAUGUACCAUUCUUGGGGACAUUAAUGUGAAAUCUUUAGGAAAUCAUUUGAAACUCUGGUGCUGCUUACUGACAUGGAUUAAAUUUCAUUUUUCUUCUUUAUUUUAAUCUCUUCUAGAAAAAAAUAUUUUUCCCCUAAGGCCCAGGAAACAGAAAUAAAGCAUCCUUGAGCGAUUCGUUUUGUUGCUUCCGAACAGGUUUCCUGCUGGAUCUGCAAGUCUGUCAACUCUCUUGCAUUUGUUCUUUGCCUCCCUUUCUGGUGUAGUAUCAAGUUUCACGUCGUUCCUGUGUUAUAGGAUUUUUAAUCUUCAUUUCUCCAGAACAACAGUGUUUGUAGAAUAGCAGCAAGCCUAGCAAAAGGAUCACAGAGGUAAAAACAAGGUUAAGGAAUUUUAUUCAUUUUACUUAGUGUGACAAAACUAUAAAGUCUAUAUGAAGUCUUAAAUGACAUGAAUUUUGUUGUUCUCUUUGUAGUCAUCUGAUCUCAAGAGGGUUGGAAGGGAAAUUUGUAUUUUUGGGUGGUUUUUUGUCAUUAGCAACACGAGCCUGCCCUGAUGCUGCGUGGCAGUGUUUGAGAAGUGCUUGUGUGAAGGGUUGUAAUGAGACACAGGUGUUCAUCCCCCAUCCCCUGUGAAUUAUCUGCUCACAGGAGAAAACACCUGUUGAGAAAUCCCCAUGAUUCUUUCAUCCCUGAAUUCUGAUGUAUCUGGACAGCCAAUUUCUGCACAGUUUUUAGAAACAAAGUCAUGAAGGGCACUAAACUCUCGUCGCAAUUUUUAUUAAUUAUUCUACUUUGGACUAAGAUUUCUGCUCCCUCUUCAGGUGGAAUUGCUUUGUGGAGUAUAAAUUGAGGUUAAACACCUUCUUCUGUAGCUGCUGCAUAUUGUGCUAGUCCCUGACUUUGAGCUGAUCUCUGAUACCACCUGCCUGGUGCCCACUUAAUUCCAGCCCUCCAUGUCCUGGUGGAUGUGACACUGCCGUGAUCUCUGCCACGUCCCCCCGAUUUCAUUUUUAUAUUUUAACAAAGUUGUCAUGUUCGAUUCAUACAGAUAUAAAUUGAAGCAUUUCUUUUUCUCAUAGAUAAAAAGUAUUUUGUAAGCACUGGAGUUUUUCAUUAGAUCUUAUACAGAGCAGUAUUUUACUAAAAAAAUCCAAAAGGGAAGACUUUUAUGUGCGCGUUUUUGUAGUUUCUGAUUUUUUUAAAAUAACUUUUCAUUGUUUAUCUGCCAAGUGAAAUGUUUAAAAUUUGCAUAUAAAUGGAUACAGAAUGUAUUUUUUGUGCUGUUUAGUGUUAAGUGUGCAUUUGCAGAUUUUUAGCAUGUAGUUGCACAAAGGACUGUGCAAAGAUAUUUUGAAAUAUGAAUAUAUGCUACACUGAAGGAAAAACAUUCUUAAAUGCUAUAUAGAACUCUAAUGCAAUAGAGUAAUUUUAUAAACUGUGUCUGUGUCUGCUUGGAUUAAAUAUUGAAACAAGAAACAUUA